Molecule: messenger RNA, 798 nt
Organism: Cyprinodon variegatus (sheepshead minnow)
Lineage: Eukaryota; Metazoa; Chordata; Actinopteri; Cyprinodontiformes; Cyprinodontidae
Gene: ephx5
Product: epoxide hydrolase 1-like
Exons: 5
Coding region: 1-717 (238 amino acids)
Biological process (GO): arachidonate metabolic process; epoxide metabolic process
Molecular function (GO): epoxide hydrolase activity
Source: RefSeq, a predicted model, not a curated record
AUGAAAACUACACCGGUUUCCGCUCUACAAGUGGAGAUGGGUGAGAUGCCACUGGAGCUCAGGAGAGAACAACUAGCCUUAAAUUACUGGCUAAAAGUGUUUUAUACCUUUCGUUUCCAUGCAGGACUUGACGUGCACUUCAUCCAUGUGCGCCCAUCACAGAGGGGGGACCAGAGGGUUGUGCCUCUUAUGCUUGUUCAUGGCUGGCCCGGAUCUUUCUAUGAAUUCUACAAGAUUCUUCCACUUCUCACACAGAAAGAUGAGAGAGUUACAUUUGAGGUUGUAAUCCCCUCCAUUCCUGGCCAUGGCUUCUCAGAAGCCCCUCAUAAGAAAGGAUUUAACACCCUGGCUGCUGCUCGGAUUUUCCUCACUCUCAUGGAUCGUCUGGGCUUCUCCCAGUUCUACCUGCAAGGAGGAGACUGGGGCUCGCUCAUCACCACGAACAUGGCUCAGAUGAGGCCUGACUGUGUGAGAGGUCUUCACCUAAACAACUGCAUGACGACAAAGGGACUGAGGACAGGGAUAUUUGUGCCCACUGGACUUGCUGCUUUCCCCCAGGAGCUCAUGCACUGCCCCAAAUCCUGGGCACAGAUUAGAUACCGGAACAUCGUCUCUUACACCUUCAUGCCCCAAGGCGGCCACUUCCCUGCAUUUGAAGAGCCCCAGCUGCUGGCCAAGGACAUCAUCCAGUUUGCCAAAAAAGUAGAAAAGCUCUAAACUGCAGAAGGAAUUCUGACUCCAAAAGUUAUUGCAUGUUUUUCUUUUAUUAUAAAUGACAUGAUCACACUGCACCAGUUC